Messenger RNA from Pediculus humanus corporis (human body louse), 4896 nucleotides. RefSeq lists its product as uncharacterized. Gene Ontology annotation, biological process: ribosome-associated ubiquitin-dependent protein catabolic process; rescue of stalled cytosolic ribosome. Bases 1 to 4896 code for a protein of 1631 amino acids. Lineage: Eukaryota; Metazoa; Arthropoda; Insecta; Psocodea; Pediculidae. The transcript is spliced from 12 exons. Gene Ontology annotation, cellular component: cytosol; RQC complex. Gene Ontology annotation, molecular function: ubiquitin protein ligase activity; ribosomal large subunit binding; zinc ion binding. The record is from RefSeq and is a predicted model, not a curated record.
AUGGGGGGAAAACAUAAGCAAGCAAACAGAGUAAAAAAUAACGCAAGGCCUUCAAGUAGCAGUCAUAGUACGCAAUUGCUUGGUGACACAAUUCCUACAUUUUUUGGAUUUUCAUCUGCAAAAAAUAAUAUAUCCACAGUCCCUGGUUUUCAAACUGAUGAUGCAAUCAUUUGUAUCAACUCAGAUUUUCAAAUUUUAUUCAAACAAAUGAGUAAAAAAGAUCCUACAACCAGAUUCAAAGCACUGCAACUUUUUACCGAUUUAGUUAACAAUGUAGAUGUUGAUGAACUUAAAACAAUUUUGCCAUUAUGGGCUAGGACAUAUUGUUUGUUAAGCACAGAUGUUGAUCACAAAGUAAGAGAAAUAACUCAUAAAGCUCAUAAGGCAAUUGUGUCAAAAGUAAAAAAAAUGAUAGCACCUUAUCUCAAAGAAUUAGCAGGCCCAUGGUUUACAUCUCAAUAUGACACAUAUGCUCCUGCUGCAAGUGCUGCUACCUUGUCCUUUGAAGAAGCUUUUCCUUCCUCAAAACUACACAAGGCAAUAUUAUUUUGCCAAGAAGAAAUUUUGUCUUACAUAUAUGAUAAUUUAAUCAUCCACACUCCACAAUCAUUGAGUAAUCCUAUAAUUACUUCUGCUGAAGAUUUGCAAGCUAAAUAUGAAAGAAUUAUUCUUGCUAGUUUACAAGGCUACUGUUUAUAUUUACAAAAACUUACAACAGCUCAAAUUAAAGAAGCCGAAAAAAGUAACAAAAAAUUGUUGUCUCAUCCCAAAUUCUGGAAAUAUUCAAAAAACAAAAUUGCAUUGAUAAGAACUUGUUUUUUUAGAACUUUAAUUUGCAUUUGUCAAAAUGCACAAUUUUUAUUAUUAGAAGAAUCAUCAAAUUUAAGUUCUGCCAUCUUUAACAAUUUAGAAGAAACUGAUCCUGUUGUGCUACAAUCUGUUUGGGGUGCAGCUCUUAACGUACUAAUUACUUUAGAAGAUUGCUGGUCUCAUAUUAAUUUAGAAAAACAAUUAGUAGUAAAACUUUUUUCUAUUUUAAAAGCUGGAGGAAGAAAUGUAUUUACAAUUUAUCCUAAUAUUCUUCCUCUUUUAAGUAAAUUGCCUAUUAGUAAAUUGAACAAUAAAGAAGUGUUUUUCGAUAGUUUUCUUGAAAAUAUGGAAAGGGGUAUUGAAAUUAAUUUAUUCAGUCAAAGUAUAAUUGAAGGUAAACUGAUGGCUAAUACUUUUGUGGAAUGCUUCAAGUUUAUUAUUCUGCAAAAUAUAAUGAAUGCAGAAUUUUGCUCUGCCGUCAUUGUUAAACACUUGGCUCCAGUGAGUGACAAAUUAUUCGAAGAAAAGAUUAAAGAAGCAGUUAAAAUGCCUUUUUGGAUUCAAAUCGCCUGUUUGGUUCAAAGUUGGCAUAAAAACAGUGUUUUAGUGAAUUCAGUGUAUGCAAAUUUUUUAAAUGAUUUUUUUGACUCUCUUUUACCGUUAUUCAUAAAUCGGCUUGACACUCAAGUUUCACAAUCACUAAUUGACUAUGUUUUAGAAAAUCAAGUACAAUUUUUGAACAUUUUGCUACAUCCUGAUCAAUUUAUUUUCAAAAGCAAAGACCGUGUCAAAUUUGCUGAUGUAAAUCAAGCAGAAGAAAAAACUGAAAUCGUUAUCAAAAGUUCUUCUGAAUUUAGUUGUUCUGAACAACUAAAUAAAUUUAUUAAUGAACUAGUGAAUGUAUACUUUAAAAAUGCUAUUCAUAGGAAAGAAAAAAGGUUUAUUCAAGCAAUAAAAAAAAUUAUAGACAUAUUUUUGCCAAAGUUAGUAUUUGAACAAUUGGUUUUAACUGUUCAAGAAUCGACAUAUUUUAAACUGUUCAGUAGCUAUUUUUCUAAAUGGUUGAUUGACGAAGAAAUGAAAUGUGAUGAACUUAUUAGUAUAUCAUUUAAUCUUCUGAGUUUUGUAACUAGUGAUGAAAGACAAUAUAUUUUGGAAGAACUAUCUAAUAGUUGGCUAACUGAUUCUUUACAAUGCAGCAUUUGCAAUAAUCUUUUAAGUUAUUCUAAUAAUGAUUACAUAAUUACUUGGGUUAAAAGUGAGAAAUUUUCAAAAAGUAUAUAUAAUUUAAUUAACCGUUAUAUAAAUGGAAGCAUGGAAGAAAUACCUUUACAAGAUAGCAUUGUAGCUCUUCUUAUGGCUAAAAAUGAUAAAAAAGAAUUCAUCAUUCAAGAAUCGGUUGUACUUUCAGUAAUGGAUAUAUUGAGGCAUAAAUUGGAAGAACCUGGUGAUAAAUCGUAUGCCAUUGAAUUGUCCCAACAAUUAAUUUUAAAUGCUGAAUCCGUUCAUGUUUCUGAACAUUCAUUUUUACUUUUGGUUGCACAUCUUUUUAAACUGUCUUGCUGCAAAUUAAAUGGGGAAAAAAUACUACAAACGUGUGAAACUGGAUUGAAAAAAAUUUUUUCAUUAAAAUCAAAUAAAAAUGAUGCUAUAAAAAUAGCAAAUAUUUUUUCAGAAAUGAUAAGAGAAAUAAUUAUUGAUGAAAUGGUAGAUUACCCGGUUCAACAAGUAAUUACUAAUCUAAAACUUUAUUUAAAUGUAAUGGUUGGAGAAAAUCUUAAACUCGAUGAUUUUCAUCAUUCUGAUGAAAAUUUUGAUAUUAUUGUGGAUAAAACAAAAAUUUUUCGUGUCAUUAAAAAAUUUUUAAAAUGGAAUAUAUAUGUGGGAAACACUCUUGAUUUGCUCUUUGACAGAGAAAAUAAAGAUGAGGAUUGUAUAUUAACGAAAAAUGAAAAAAUGGACGACUUUGAAAUAAGAAAAAACAACAAAGAGGUUGACAAAAUGGAUAAGGAAGAGAAAAAUUUAGAUUCCUCCGUUUCUAAAUGUGAAGACUUAAAAACUUUAUUAAAUGAAUCAUACGCCAUUAAAAAUAGAAUUCAAAAUAUUAAAGAGGAUUUUUGUAAAUUUUUUAUGAGCUUUGCACUUUUUGAACGUUUUCAAAAAUUUUACAUUUCUACGAAACAAUUUCGAGAUUUAAAAAAAUUAAUCAAUAAUUUAAAAUCGAUUGCUGGAAAGGUGGUGAGAAAUUUUAACGAAGCAGAAUUACAAGUUAUUUUUCAUUAUAAUCAAACAUACUUUGAUAAAAAAACAAUAUGGCACAUUCUAAAGCCGGUUUAUAGUGAAAUUUUUAAUGAACGACCGUUAAAACUGGUUAAAAAUGAAAAAGAAGACGAGGAUGAUUUAUGUUCCAUUGAAAAUUAUUUCAAAUCUUUUCAAAAUUCUAAGAUUACCAAUUUGCAAAUUCAUCGAGCAUAUAUUUUAACCAUAUCUUAUUUCAUCGAGAAUAAUUAUCACGAUAAAAUUUCCGAAUCGAUUUGGGACGACAUUUUUAUUUAUAUGCAUAAUUAUUUAAAAAAAAUUGUGGAAAAAUCUAAAAUUUCGGAAAAUGAUUUGUUGAUGCUUUUAAGCAUAUCUCGUUUAUACCUUAGUGUUAGAAACAUGUUCAGGAAUAAUUGUAGCAAACCUGUGGAAGAAAGAAUAUCUCCGGAAGUGUGUUUGGCAUGGAAUCAAGUAGCUCAAAUUGAAAUAUAUAAUGAAAUUUAUUUUGCAUGGAGAAAAUCCGUAAAUGAUUGGAAUCAGACAAAUAUUCCUCCUCACUGCAUAACAAUUUUGCAAAAUGUCAGCGAAUGCGUUUUAUCGGAUUUGGAAUUGAAAAAAAGUGAAAAAAAUGAUGAAAGCAUCGAUUUACUAUAUGAAUGCAUUAAUUUGAUGAUGUCUUCCCACGUUUUUAUACAAAUAACAGCUUAUAACAUGUGCUUGAGUUUGAUUCCAGAAUUAGUUAAAUUAGAUACAAAAAUGUUUGGUAAUAAUAUGUCUAAAAUAUUUGAAAAUGAAAAGGAAGGUUCUACGUCGGAUAUACAGGAAACGAAUGAUAAUUGGACGAUAAAAAAAUUUAAAAAAGAAAUUUCAGAAAAUCAAGGAAUCAUCGAGAUUUUACUAUCGGAUUUUUUUGUUGGCGAUCAUUGCAUAGUCGAACCUUUUACCGAUUCUUUUACAUACACACAUUCUUAUUUAUUACUUUGGUGUUUUAUUUUGAACACGUGUGGGCAAGCACAUUCUUCAUUGCGUGUUUUAUACGGAAACUGGUUGCAGGAUGCUGGUUUCAUUGACGUUUUACUCAAUUCAAUAUUUAAAUUAAUGCCUCAAACUGUCUUGCACGGAAUCAAAGCCGAGAAAGAAUACGUUGCGUAUUUCGAAGAUAAUUUUUCUUUAGAAUUCCAUCGUAAACCGAUCGAAAGCAAACUCAUCGAACAGUUGGCUUGUUUGGUUUAUAAAUCAUUUUUGCAAAAGUUACCCAAUUACGUAAGGGAAUGGUGGAAACAAAUGGAAAAUAAAACUUCCAAUCUAGUUGACAACGUGACCAGGCUUUAUGUUUCGCCUAUAUUAAUUUUAAAUGAAUUUAAAAGUCUUCAGCAAGACCGAAAUGAUGGAUUGGAAAAUAUUGAGAUUAAAACACAUCCCAACGCGAGAGAAGUUGUUGCCAUAUACACAAUAGAUGAAAUAAAAAUGGAUUUAAUAAUAACGCUUCCUUCGAAUUACCCACUCGGACCGGCCAAAAUAGAGUCGAGUAAUGUGAUUGUGGGAACUUCAAAAUGGCGAAAUUUACUUUUUCAAAUAUGCAAAUAUUUAAUACAUCAAAAUGGAACCAUAUGGGACGCUUUAAUCAUUUGGAAAAGUAAUUUAGAUAAAAAAUUUGAGGGAGUGGAAGAAUGUUACAUAUGCUUUUCCAUUCUUCAAGGUUCUUCAUUUGAAAUCCCAAGGCUUUGCUGUCAAACGUGCAAGAAAAAAUUUCACUCCAAUUGUUUGUAUAAAUGGUUCAGCACUAGUAUAAAUUCAACAUGUCCAAUUUGUCGAAAUUUAUUUUAA